Messenger RNA from Pelodiscus sinensis (Chinese soft-shelled turtle), 1146 nucleotides. RefSeq names its product SMAD family member 6 (gene SMAD6). NCBI's taxonomy places the organism in Eukaryota, Metazoa, Chordata, Testudines, Trionychidae. Gene Ontology annotation, cellular component: heteromeric SMAD protein complex. Gene Ontology annotation, biological process: cell differentiation; regulation of transcription by RNA polymerase II; anatomical structure morphogenesis. The record is from RefSeq and is a predicted model, not a curated record. Gene Ontology annotation, molecular function: I-SMAD binding; transcription regulator inhibitor activity.
GACCUGCAGCAGCUGGCGGAGCUGAAGCCGCUGUGCGAGUGCCAGAGCUUCGGGCUGGCCGACAGCCCCACGGUGUGCUGCAACCCCUACCACUUCAGCCGGCUCUGUGGGCCAGAGUCGCCACCGCCUCCUUAUUCUCGGCUGUCUCCUCAUGACGAGCAAAAGCCACUGGAUCUAUCAGAUUCCACGUUGUCUUACACUGAAACAGAGGCUACUAACUCACCAAACAUCACCCCUGGAGAAUUCUCAGAUGCCAGUAUGUCCCCAGAUGCCAUUAAGCAGAGCCACUGGUGUAAUGUUGCCUACUGGGAACAUCGGACUCGCGUGGGACGCCUCUACACAGUGUAUGAACAGUCUGUCAGUAUAUUUUAUGACCUACCUCAAGGAAAUGGCUUCUGUCUCGGACAGCUAACCCUGGAAAAUAGGAGUGAAACUGUUAGAAGGACUCGGAGCAAAAUCGGCUAUGGGAUUUUACUUAGCAAAGAGCCAGACGGGGUAUGGGCCUACAAUCGCAGUGAGCACCCUAUCUUUGUCAACUCCCCCACUCUGGACAUCCCCAAUUGUAGGACUUUAAUAGUGCGCAAAGUGAUGCCUGGCUAUUCGAUCAAGGUGUUUGAUUACGAGAAGUCUUGCCUCUUACAACACGCCACGGAUCUGGAUUAUGCAGAUGGGCCCUACGACCCAAACAGCGUUCGGAUAAGCUUUGCGAAAGGAUGGGGGCCGUGUUAUUCCAGACAGUUCAUCACGUCCUGUCCUUGCUGGUUGGAGAUAUUACUCAGCAACAGUAGAUAACAAUCAACCUCUGCCGAAAGAAAGGAAAGAGAGAGAGAGAAACAGACUAUCCCAAAUAUCAUCUACCUAGAUUUAAUAUAAAGUUUUAUAUAUUAUAUGAAAAUAUAUAUUAUACUUGUAAUUAUGGAGUCAUUUUUACAAUGUAAUUAUUUAUGUAUGGUGCAAUGUGUAUAUGGACAAAAAAAGGAAAAUGCACUUUGGCUUAUAUAAUUCUUACAAUACAGAUUUUAAAAAAUUAUACAGCAAAAAUAGGAGAAAGCCCUUAAUUUUGAUGUAUGGUUUUUGGAAAUAUUAUUAAUACCAGACAAAAAGCUAAUACCAGUCACUCAUUGAUAAUAAAGUAUUCGCAUUAGA